CGCCGCCGGGAAACGUACCGUGUUUUAUCGAUUUACCGUCGACGGCCAUGUUCGCGUUCGUAACCACCGGUCAGGCGCACUCGGCUCGAUCCAUCGUCGUCGUCGUCGUCGACGAGAGACCGUCGUGGUGUACGGCAGGAUAGAUUCUUGUCUCUUUCGGCCGUCGUCUAUCGUCAUCGUCCUCGCGGACGACGCACAGCGCGCGAUGUGCCUAUAAAACGAGCGCAAGUGGUAAUCCACUCCCGCACAUUGCAUUUCCUUAUUGUCGCGCGAUACGCAAUACACACGCGAAUCCGCAAGUAGUUACAGCCGAGUCGAGGCCGCCGCCGAGUAACGCCCAGGGGAGGAAAUAGCUCGAGGAGAGAAAAGAGAGUGCAAGAGAGUUAGUCAGCAGCUUCCCUGCCAUUGGGACGUUUAUUCAUGAAAAAGGCACUGGAGACGCUCUAAGAAUGUUCGUUGUAAAAUCGUCCUUGAAAAGGGUGUAGGCCAGUCGAUAAUCGAAUGAUCGUUAUUUAAGAGAGAAAAGAAAACAAAAUGCCGCCAUCCAAGAGAGACGUCGGUGUCCAGGAAGUCGGUGUCAGCGCAGUUGUUACUGAGGGCGAACCAAUUUUCAGUACAGAAACCGGAGAUAAAACUGGAACGGAAGAAAGCGUGACCGAAGGCGUAAUAAAGUCGUCCAUUGAAGAAAAGCUUGAAAAAAUCGGGAAAGGCAUCGAGCAAGAAACAGGAAUACCGCAAUGGGGGCUUAUUGCUAUUUUAAUAGGUCUAGGCAUAAUCAUUCUUGGAAUCUGCUUCUGCUGUAUACGAAGAUGUUGUCGCAAAAGACGUUCCAAAGAUGGCAAAAAGGGUCUAAAGGGCGCGGUGGACUUAAAGUCCGUGCAGCUUUUAGGGAGCACGUACAAAGACAAGGUCCAGCCGGAUAUGGAAGAACUGACGGACAAUGCCGAGGAACCGGACGAGGCCGAGAGCAAGCAGAGCGAAGUUAAACUCGGAAAACUGCAAUACAAGCUCGAAUACGACUUCAACUCGAACAGUCUCGCUGUGACAGUAAUACAAGCGGAAGAGUUACCAGCGCUGGACAUGGGCGGCACGUCAGAUCCAUACGUCAAAGUGUAUUUAUUACCGGACAAGAAGAAAAAAUUCGAGACGAAGGUUCAUAGAAAGACACUCAAUCCAGUCUUCAACGAAACGUUCACAUUUAAGAGCGUCCCGUAUGCCGAUGCCAUGAAUAAGACUCUGGUCUUCGCCAUUUUCGAUUUCGAUAGAUUUUCGAAACACGAUCAAAUUGGCGAAGUUAAGGUGCCACUGUGCCAAAUCGACUUAGCGCAAACGAUUGAGGAAUGGAGGGAAUUACAGAGUGUCGAGGGCGAGGGCGGACAGGAUAACAAACUGGGAGAUAUAUGCUUUUCAUUGAGAUACGUCCCAACGGCUGGAAAGCUCACGGUAGUCAUUCUGGAAGCCAAGAAUCUGAAAAAGAUGGACGUCGGUGGCCUUUCAGAUCCUUACGUUAAAAUCGCAUUGAUGCAGAAUGGAAAGAGAUUGAAGAAGAAGAAAACGUCGAUCAAGAAGUGCACCCUUAAUCCGUAUUACAACGAAUCAUUCACCUUCGAGGUACCCUUUGAGCAGAUACAGAAAGUACAACUUGUCGUCACUGUAGUAGAUUACGAUCGUAUUGGAACAUCAGAACCGAUCGGAAAGGUGGUGCUGGGAUAUAAUGCAAGCGGAACGGAAUUGAGACAUUGGUCCGACAUGUUGGCGUCUCCAAGGCGCCCAAUUGCUCAAUGGCACACGCUGAAGGAUCCUGAAGACGGAGAUAAGAAAGAUUAAGAACGUUGACUUUCCAGUUUAAGGAUAAUUGAGAGAAAAGCGGACGGAAAGAAGAAAGAUAAAUGAAUGUAGAGAAUAGGGGUGAGAGAGAGAAAGAGAGA
This is a messenger RNA of Linepithema humile (Argentine ant), 1928 nucleotides long. It is a transcript of the gene Syt1, whose product is annotated as Synaptotagmin 1. Lineage: Eukaryota; Metazoa; Arthropoda; Insecta; Hymenoptera; Formicidae. Gene Ontology annotation, biological process: regulation of dopamine secretion; regulation of calcium ion-dependent exocytosis; cellular response to calcium ion. Gene Ontology annotation, cellular component: exocytic vesicle; axon; plasma membrane. Gene Ontology annotation, molecular function: phosphatidylserine binding; calcium ion binding; syntaxin binding. The record is from RefSeq and is a predicted model, not a curated record.